AUGGACGACUCUCGCUGCUCUCUUCCUUCUAUUUCCAACCUGCUGGGUCUUGCCGACGCUGGAUCGCCCACAGACCCCUCACCAACAUCAUACCGUGCAUCUCCUCCAUCAGAAGGUACAGAUGCAUUCAUGCAAUGUUUUGCCGUGCAUCAAGCUAAUCGAGAUUCAGCAUCCCUUUCAUUCCCCCAUGGGCGAAGCAGGCGAGAAUCGGGAAGCUUUGGUAGCCGCCCAGGGUCAAGACACUCUGGGGCAUUCCAGCAUCGCCGCGGCCUCCCACCUACGCCGCCAUUGAGUACAGACAACGCCUAUGACAACUACAACUCGCCAUCAAGCCAAGGAAGAGGACAUUUUCCGUUUGACUCAAAUUCAUCCAAUCGCUUUCACGAAACAACACCGCCUCUGGAGCCGGAAACCCGACAUCAACUACAACGCCAAACCCACACCCCGCGGUUGUCGAUUCCCGUACCGCCACAGCGCUUUGUCCAUGCACAGACGAUGCCUCCACAGACGGCUUCCAACUAUUACGGCGGCCCUGCUCAUCCUUUGGUGCUUGCUCCGGGGCAGCCUGGUCCUCACUACGGUCAGCAGGCACUGCCACAAUCCUUUCCACCGCAGCCCUUGUCGGAGAGUCAGCAAUUGUGGCAGCACCACCAUUAUCUGCACCCAUCCCAGAGCAGCGUCUACCCACAGAGCCAAGACAAAUACCUCUGCCCGACGUGCAGCAAGGCUUUUAGUCGACCAAGCAGUCUGCGAAUCCAUAGUCACUCGCAUACCGGCGAGAAGCCAUACAAGUGCGCGCAUCCGGGAUGCGGCAAGGCAUUCAGCGUCCGCAGCAACAUGAAGCGUCAUGAACGAGGCUGCCACUCUGCAAGCGCCAUGGGAAGUCGAACGAUGAUCUAG
Messenger RNA from Cordyceps militaris CM01, 900 nucleotides. RefSeq lists its product as uncharacterized. The record is from RefSeq and is a predicted model, not a curated record. Bases 1 to 900 code for a protein of 299 amino acids. The transcript has a single exon. Gene Ontology annotation, molecular function: RNA polymerase II cis-regulatory region sequence-specific DNA binding; DNA-binding transcription factor activity, RNA polymerase II-specific. NCBI's taxonomy places the organism in Eukaryota, Fungi, Ascomycota, Sordariomycetes, Hypocreales, Cordycipitaceae. Gene Ontology annotation, biological process: regulation of transcription by RNA polymerase II. Gene Ontology annotation, cellular component: nucleus.